AUGUAUCGUAUCGAUAAAGUGACACGGUUUCAAGCCCCUUUCAUUACCUUUGCGCUUCUAAACGCGGUCUACUGUUCUGUUUGGGACAUUGCAAUGGAUUGGAGCUUAGGUAAUGCCUACGCCAAGCAUCCUCUGCUUCGUGAAGCCCUUGCGUUUCGGAGGGUUUGGGUCUACUACACAGCUAUGGUGCUCGAUGUUGUCGUGCGCUUCAACUGGAUAUUCUACGCCAUCUUUGCGCAUGAUAUCCAACAUUCUGCUGUCCUCAGCUUCGUGGUUGCAUUUUCUGAAAUCUGUAGGAGAGGUAUGUGGACAAUCUUCCGGGUUGAGAACGAGCAUUGUACAAAUGUGCUUCUUUUCCGCGCAUCAAGAGAUGUUCCACUGCCAUAUGAAGUGAGUUCGGCACAUGCACAUAAUGAACAGCCCUUAGAAACUGUGCACGCCCAAGAUCAACAAACAGCCCUACCCAUCUCGCCUCCAGGCGAUGUUGAACAGGCCACUCCGCCAACACCAAGCGGCUCACUCCGCCCAAGGGCCCUCUCACGGGUUGGAACUAUGAUGGCUGCUGCACACGCCCAAGACUUCCAGCGUAGACGGCGCUUGGACCAAAUACCAGGUGCAACCGUGGCUCAUGGGCCGUCCGAUAGUCCCGACGAUUCUAGCGACGAUGAAGACCAGGGCAUUAUCCAACCAUAUCAAGAUGACGAUGCGAUUGAGGAAGAACUUUCAUUCCACGAACCUGAAAGAAAUAACAAUUAA
Aspergillus ochraceoroseus IBT 24754 is the source of this 756-nucleotide messenger RNA. RefSeq names its product EXS domain-containing protein. Gene Ontology annotation, biological process: phosphate ion transport; cellular response to phosphate starvation. NCBI's taxonomy places the organism in Eukaryota, Fungi, Ascomycota, Eurotiomycetes, Eurotiales, Aspergillaceae. Bases 1 to 756 code for a protein of 251 amino acids. Gene Ontology annotation, molecular function: inositol hexakisphosphate binding. The transcript has a single exon. The record is from RefSeq and is a predicted model, not a curated record. Gene Ontology annotation, cellular component: plasma membrane; cytoplasm; Golgi apparatus.